CCCCGACUUAGCUUCUUUCGCCCGCGCGGCAACCGGCUCCUCCUCUCCUCCUCUCCUCCGCCGCCGUCGUUCCAAACAAACCCCCCUCCGCCGCCUCGGCCGCAGCAUCGCAUCGCCUUCCCCCGCGACACGCCCGUUGCUCACCGUCGCUGGCUGAGCUACCGGCUGCUCUACUCGUCCGCUAUCCGAGCACCGCGCCGCCGCGCAACCCCCGACGGCCAUCGUCGUCGCAGACGCCUCCCGUCCCUGCCUAGCAAGCAUCACCGAGUGACUCGCUCGAGUUGGCUUGGGGCUCGAGCGCCGUCGUCCCAGCACCACAACAAAUCGUCCCGUCGCCUCGCGCCGCACGACAACUUUCCCCAUCGCCACAGCCUGCCGCGCAUCCGAGCCUGAGCCAUCGAGGCCGUAUUUGCCAGCCAUGGGUGGCUGUCAAUCGUCGUGUUGCGGAGGACGAUCCCGCGAUGGUCUCUACGAGCCCGUGCUGGCCGACAGCGAGAGGGAGGCCGUCGCAGACUUGCUGCAGUACCUGGAAAAUCGCGGCGAGACCGACUUCUUCUCGGGAGAGCCCCUCCGGGCUUUGAGCACUCUAGUCUUUUCCGAAAACAUCGAUCUCCAGAGAAGCGCCAGCCUCACCUUUGCCGAAAUCACUGAACGAGAUGUCCGAGAAGUUGACCGCGAUACCCUCGAGCCCAUCCUAUUCCUUCUCCAGAGCCCGGACAUUGAAGUCCAACGGGCUGCCAGCGCCGCCUUGGGCAACCUUGCCGUCAACACCGAAAACAAGGUUCUCAUCGUACAGCUGGGCGGCCUGACGCCGCUCAUCCGGCAGAUGCUUUCGCCCAAUGUCGAGGUCCAGUGCAAUGCCGUCGGCUGCAUCACCAACCUUGCGACCCACGAGGAGAACAAGGCCAAGAUCGCCCGCUCUGGUGCCCUCGGCCCGCUCACCAGGCUGGCCAAGUCCCGGGACAUGCGCGUCCAGCGAAACGCCACGGGCGCUCUCCUCAACAUGACACACUCUGAUGAAAACCGGCAACAGCUUGUUAACGCCGGCGCCAUCCCGGUCCUCGUCCAGCUCCUCUCGUCCCCCGACGUCGACGUCCAGUACUACUGCACGACGGCGCUGAGCAACAUCGCGGUCGAUGCCAACAACAGAAGGAAGCUCGCGUCGUCGGAACCCAAGCUGGUCCAGUCGCUGGUCAAUCUGAUGGACUCGUCGUCUCCCAAGGUCCAGUGCCAGGCAGCCCUGGCCCUUCGAAACCUCGCGUCCGACGAAAAGUACCAGCUCGACAUUGUGCGCGCCAACGGCCUGCACCCCCUCCUCCGCCUCCUCCAGUCCUCAUACCUCCCCCUGAUACUCUCGGCCGUUGCGUGCAUACGCAAUAUUUCGAUUCAUCCCCUGAACGAGUCGCCCAUCAUCGAGGCCAACUUUUUGAAGCCCCUCGUCGACCUCCUCGGAUCGACCGACAACGAGGAAAUCCAGUGUCAUGCCAUCUCGACCCUGCGAAACCUGGCCGCCAGCUCCGACCGCAACAAGGCGCUCGUCCUCGACGCGGGCGCGGUGCAGAAGUGCAAGCAGCUGGUGCUGGAUGUUCCCGUGACGGUCCAGUCGGAGAUGACGGCCGCCAUCGCCGUUCUCGCCCUCAGCGAUGACCUCAAGUCGCACCUGCUCAACCUCGGCGUCUGCGACGUGCUGAUCCCGCUCACACACUCUCCUAGCAUUGAGGUACAGGGCAACAGUGCCGCGGCGCUGGGCAACUUGUCCUCGAAAGUCGGCGACUAUUCCAUCUUUGUGCAGAAUUGGAACGAGCCCAACGGCGGUGUUCAUGGCUACCUCGGGCGGUUCCUUCAGUCGGGCGACGCGACCUUCCAGCACAUUGCCGUGUGGACGCUCCUCCAGCUGUUCGAGUCGGAGGACAAGGCGCUCAUCAGCCUCAUCGGAAAGGCCGACGACAUCAUCGAGCAUAUCCGGAACAUCGCGAAACGACAAGUCGAGGCCGAGCCUGAAUCUGACGAGGAGGACGAAGGCGAGGUGGUGAACCUGGCGCAGCGAUGCCUCGAGCUGCUAGGCCAGAGCAUGUCCAAGGCGCACAUUGAGGGCUGAGGCGUACCCGGCGGAUGGACCAGGAACUGGUUCCCUUGACAAGGUGCUUUUGGGCCGAGACAGCCCCAGACGGCGAGCGUGGCAUCGGAGUUAUAGGCGUCUGGACGUCGAAUCUGUUGUUGUGGACUGCGGCUGGGUCACUCCCUGCGACUGGGCCCUCUGUUGUCGUUUUCAAAGAGCCGAUUUAUUCUUGAUGCGGGAACUUGUUUGGCCGCCGCGACCAUGUGGGAGCCUGAUGCGCGUCGGUCGACGACACGUGGCGCGGAUAGUCCUUUGGUCGCGGCAGCAUCACGAGAGAGACUGAGGGCAAUUCUUUUGUACAAAGCAUUUCCGGCGAAUGACCGUGGUUAGCCUAGCAUUACCUGCCUUUUGUCGAUUUUUUUUGUUCCUCCGACGGUUGGUUGGAGAGGAAUGUGCAUGCAGCAGACGGGUUGCACGCGCGGAUGAGAGAAAGAGAAAGAGACAGAGAGUUGUAAUUAGACAGACCGUGACGAGUUUAGGCCUUCUUAUUAUAUACCCUUGCGUGCUGAGCGCCGGACAUUGCUGAAGUGAGGCUAUCUAUCCAUCUAUGGUACAUUUGUAUGACAAAAAAAUAGGACAAUCAUGCAGGGAGGGCAUGAGAUGUCUCGGGGGCAAGCAAGGUGACAGAGGGUCGAGUGAGGUGUCAGGGAGGUCCG
Molecule: messenger RNA, 2775 nt
Organism: Purpureocillium takamizusanense
Lineage: Eukaryota; Fungi; Ascomycota; Sordariomycetes; Hypocreales; Ophiocordycipitaceae
Gene: VAC8
Product: Vacuolar protein 8
Exons: 7
Coding region: 419-2098 (559 amino acids)
Biological process (GO): nucleus-vacuole junction assembly; vacuole inheritance
Cellular component (GO): fungal-type vacuole membrane
Molecular function (GO): protein-membrane adaptor activity; protein binding
Source: RefSeq, a predicted model, not a curated record